Messenger RNA from Alternaria rosae, 1127 nucleotides. RefSeq lists its product as uncharacterized. Bases 1 to 1113 code for a protein of 370 amino acids. The transcript has a single exon. Lineage: Eukaryota; Fungi; Ascomycota; Dothideomycetes; Pleosporales; Pleosporaceae. The record is from RefSeq and is a predicted model, not a curated record.
AUGCGUACAAUCACUGGUGAGCUCAUGGUGUGUGGCAAUAACCCAGGUAUCCCAGAAAUCGACCGAGAAAUCUCAGCAGAGAACGACGUGGACUAUGUUUUCGCUCCCGAGGACAUGAUCCCAACUGGCACGUUCACGUUGGGUUUACUGGCAGAUGCAUCAAUCGCACUCCGAAGAAAAGGCAGUGCACUAGAGACAGUGAACGAAGAUGAACGCUCAGACUUCAUAGGUUCCACCCCCCGAGCACGACGCCACGCCCUAGACUCCGGCACCUCAUCAUCCGUCAAAGCCUUCCUCGUGACCCAGACAGACUCCCGCACCCCCCACGGCCCAGCCCACCAACCCCCAACCGAAAAACUCCUCAAAACAGUCCCCACCUCCCUCCGCAACCGCGCCAAAUCGCUCCAUGAACCGCAACCCCUCCCCUUCCGCUGGACCCUGCCACCCAACGUGCGCUUCCGCAUCGGCGACCCAGAAGCCUUUGCUGCCCUGCAGGUUAAAAACAUAGAAUGGUACGUGACCACUGGACUUCUAGUCGAAGACUUCACUGGUCUACGCUGGAAUGCAGGAAGCUACACGUAUCUUCUGUAUUGGCAUGUAGAAGGCAUGCCUACUCCUGAUGGUAGUGCGGAUGCAGGACGAAAGUGGUUGAGUAUCACCCAGGGAUUUAUGCGGGAUUGCCAGAAGGAGAAGUGGGAGAGGGAGUUUGGCGAUGACGUUUUGGUUGUUGAAGACGAGCCUGCAACGCCGAUUGUUGAGCGAGAAGAUUUGGGUUUAAUUAAACUCCCCAAUCCUGUUGUUACAGUGGGUAGUCGGCCGCCUACGCCGAGUCGAGAAAGAUGUCUUUUUCCAGGGUCAAAAAGCGCACUGAGAAGUAGCUGUCAGAGUAGGCCGGUAUCUCCUUCGCCUUCCCCUGUAUCCGAUACUGGGUCUGAGUCGCCGAGGAGAGAGAAGAAGGUAAGAUUGCUGAGGGAGAAGCGGAAGAGGUUUGUGGUGUUGGAAGUCGAUGACGACGACGAUGUGCCGGUAGCAGAGGAAGGUAAGUUUGUUGAGACCAUGGUGGAUGAAAUGGAUGUUUUGAGUGACAAUGAGGGGAGGACGGCGAGGAACUAGGGUUGACACGACCA